Gadus chalcogrammus (walleye pollock) is the source of this 4149-nucleotide messenger RNA. RefSeq names its product E3 ubiquitin-protein ligase TRIM39-like. Lineage: Eukaryota; Metazoa; Chordata; Actinopteri; Gadiformes; Gadidae. The record is from RefSeq and is a predicted model, not a curated record. The transcript has 2 exons. Gene Ontology annotation, molecular function: zinc ion binding; protein binding. The coding region runs from base 129 to 1769 and encodes 546 amino acids.
CUUGCUCACGAAACGAAACUUAACAUUCAAACCAAAACCAACCGACGUGGAAGCAUUUCUCUCUUUCAGCAGAAAAAUAAAACGCAAUUUGGAACAAAUUGGCUGACAGACAGAAAACACAACAAGGAAUGGCCUCUGCUAACACUUCCUGGUCUGAGGAGGACUUUUCAUGUUCCAUCUGUCUGGAUGUGUUCAGCAGCCCGGUUACCACACCGUGUGGACACAACUUCUGCAGAACCUGUAUUACAAAGUUCUGGGAUGAACAAGUCAAGUACAAAUGUCCUGUUUGCAACAACAUUUUCGAUACAAAACCUGAUCCACGGGUCAAUACCCUCUUAUCACAGCUGGCUGCUCAGUUUAGAACAACCGUACGAGUUAAAGAGCAGCCUUGUGUUGAACCAGCAGAAGUUCCCUGUGACUUCUGUACUGGGACCCAGCAGAAGGCUGUGAAGUCCUGCCUAGUGUGUUUCACCUCUUACUGCCAAACCCACCUGGAGCCACAUCAAAGAGUCGCAGUCCUGAAGAAACAUCGGCUGGUCGAGCCUAUGGACCGUCUGGAAGACAGGAUGUGUAAGAAACACGACAGACUUCUGGAGCUCUUCUGCCAGACUGAACAGGUGUGUGUGUGUCAGUUCUGCACAGAGACAGACCACAAGUCCCAUCCUGUUGUACCUCUGAAGGAGGAAUAUGAAGUGAAGACGGCCCAGCUGGGGAAGAUAGAGGCUUAUUUUCCGCAGACGAUCCUGGAGAGGAAACAAAAGAUUAAGGAGAUCAAAGACAGAGUAGAACUGAGCAACAAAGUUGCAGACAGAGAGAUAGCCAUUGGUGGGCAGGUCUUCACUGCUCUGAUAGGCUGUGUUGAAAAGUGCCGGGAUGAAUUCAACCAAACGGUUCAAGUGGAACUGAAAUCCACAGCGAAACAAGCUGAAGACCUCAUUAAAGAGCUGGAGCAGGAAAUAGAAGAUCUGACCAAUAGAUGCUCAGAGGUGAAGCAGCUCUCACACACUAAAGACCACCUCCACUUCCUCCAGACCUUCAGAUCCCUGAAGGAUCCUCCACCCACCAGGGACUGGACGACGGUGGAGGUCCGUCCUCCGUCAUACGUAGGGACCUUGAGGAGAUCCCUGGAUCAGCUGGAGGAGACACUGAACAUGGAGAUGAAGAAGCUGUUUGAUGAUGCUGUACUGAAGAGGGUCCAGCAGUAUGAAGUAGAUGUGACGCUGGAUCCUGAUACAGCUCAUCCCCGUCUCAUCCUGACUGAGGAUGGGAAACAAGUACAUGAUGGAGGUGUGAGGAAGGUACUCCCAGACAACCCUAAGAGAUUUACACAGUCUAUAUAUGUUCUCACGAGGCAGAGCUUCUCCUCAGGGAGAUUUUACUUUGAGGUACAGGUUAAAGACAAGACUUAUUGGCGGUUAGGAGUGGUCAGAGAGUCCAUCGACAGAAAAGGUGGGACCACGUGGACCCCUGAGACGGGUUACUGGACUCUUUUCUACUACAAGGAUGUAUUGGUAUUUAAUGAUAACCCUUAUGUCUGUCUCCCUCUGAGAGCUGAGCUCCAGAAGGUGGGGGUGUUUGUUGAUUAUGAUGAGGGUGUGGUCUCCUUCUAUGAUGUGGAAGCCAGGGUUCAUAUCUACUCUGCUACUGGCUGCACCUUCAGUGAGCCUCUCUAUCCAUUCCUCUGCCCAGGCCGCCAUGGUUAUAGAGGUAACAACUCUGCCCCCCUGAUCAUCUCACCUGUCAUCUCACCUGUCAAUCAAACAGACUAGGACCUUUGUUUGAUAAUAAAACAAAGAAACAACCAAAACAACUAAUGUUGUUUACUGAAUUAGAAUCUCUACUAUGUGAGGUCUGAGAGAACUGCUUUAAUGUCGUACUGCUGACAUUUAACGAGGAGAUGUUCUUUAAGAACAUGAUCACAGUUGAUGAAUUCAACCCAUUAUGAAUGGUUAAAUUACACAAUAUAUUUUGUCUGUUUUGUUUCCAGAUCUUUAUACACAUUUAACGCUAUUAAGUUGUUAACAGUUGCAGUUAUAUAGAACAUAAGAGGACUAACAUGUUGAGAGGAAUAAUUUGUACAAAAUAAUAAUUUUAGUUUUUUAACAUUAUUAUCUGCUUUAACUUCUGAAUAGUGAAUGACAAAAAAACGCAAUGUCCUUACACGUUCAUUGUUUGUUUUUUUAAUGUGUAGGCCUAAAUAAGUUAUCUAAAAUAGAUAUAUUCCAGUCUAAUAGUGUUCAGUAGAAACACUGUCUCAGGGUAAUACAAAAAAUGAAUGUGUUUGUUGCCUCAAACCUUUAUUUUGAUAAUUUCGAGAUUGAUGGAACGUUUUAUAUCAGUAAAGAAUUGUAAAAGUUGGUAGUUGAUGAACCAGUAAAACUUAAUCUCCACCAUACAACCCUUCAUGUAUUAAACACUUAAAGAAGGUCAAAGUGACUACAUGUAAAGAUUCUCCCCAUGUGUGUGAGUACCGUGACUUUUUCUUGUCUGCUCUCCUCUCCUCUCUUCUCUUCUCGUCACCAUCCUCUCCUCUCCUCUCUUCCUCCUCUCUCUUCUCCUCCUAGCUCCUCUCUCUUACCUCUGCUAUCCUCUCUAGCUCAUCUAGGAUUGUGUUCAUUAUCGUCUUUCAUUACGCAUUAAGUGUGUUCACAUGUCAAAAGUCACCCCGUUUAGAUGAAUCUAAAAUAGAUGUUGUACAACUGAACUCCCACUGGGUGAGUUCGGCUGUAGUGAAUCACUAUGGUGACGGUGACGCUCCCGCUCGUGCGGAGUCCUCCUCCCAUAACCACGCCCACUGACUGCCUGGACGACGCGAGGAGAGGGAGAGAGACCCCGAAGCUGUUGGCACGAGAGCCGUGGACCUCGAUACCUAUGAGCGGCCAGCAGCAUGGGAAUGAACAACCCCAGCCAUCAUACGUUUGAAUAUGUGUGUCAACUUCUCCCUGAUGGUCUGAAUAAGUCGCAAAGUGUGUCGUUAGUCGCCUUUUAAAUAAAGUCGCAAAAAGAGUAAAUGAUACGUGCACAACUGUUAAUGAUCUGUAAUGUUUGAUACUAUUAUUUUAGUCAUUCUGUUUAUUGUUCACUUGUACUUUUAUUCGUUGUUCAAGCAUAAUACUAAUAAACAACUCAGUCGAACCAAAAUAAUGUUCUCGUGUAUUCAGCCGACUAACUAUCCUGCAUUCUAGCCUUUAGUUCUUGCUGUCCUCAGACUAGCUUGGUCAAAAUAGUGUUGCUGUGAAUAUGUGAAUGACAUCUUCACUAUGUUAAACCAUAUUUUAAAAGAUGCACAUGUUCCUGUCUGGCUGUUAGCCCUGUAAUAGUCUACAGCUGUGGCUCAUAGGUUAAUUGAGCCACACCCAUUCUGGUGCUCCUUAAGAGGGCCAGAAUUCUAGACUGGAGGGAGGCUUGAGUUGUGCAAGAAGAAGAAUCGACUGUUGUGCUAUUGUUUGUUUUAAAUAUGUUUUUCUACACGGAGUGGUGAACAGGUUUAGCCUAUCUGGGUUAAUCUGUCGUCGUGGUUUUACCACUCCGCCCAUUACCAAUGUAAUCUGAACUUUUAUCUGUAUGGAGAUUCUUCAUGAACCACAUCCAGAGUGCAACCCGGUUAUGAAUAAACCACGUUUUGAACCGUUAACACUCCGAUUCAUGACCGACCCCGAAACGAUAGGCCUACCAUCAAAAUUAUGUUUCAACAGUGUAGAACCUUAUUGAUUUCAGAUGUUUGUGUUCAGUUCAUGCAUUUUAUUUGCUAUUGGUUGAUUGUUUGCAUGGUUGAGGAAAUCUGGAAUUGAAACAUGGCACACGGCAUACCCUGAAUUUAGCCUUGGUUAUUUGAUGCGCUAAUAGUAAAUAAACACCUUAGUGAAGUUCUGCCGACCGAUUAGUGACCACUAGAGAGCGGUAGAGUGGCGGUUUCCUCACAUUUUUUGUGAUCUAGCAAUGAUGCAAAGAAAGAGUUAAUUUCCCAUGUAUCUUAACUUUUACCAAACUAACACCAUGUAUGAUGGCAUCAAAUCAUGGUGAUCGUGUUCAUUGGGGAUUCACUGUAUUAUACAUAAUAGUUCACAAUAAACGCGUUUGGAUUCCUCAGACAUACUGAUUGGCUUAGAGCUGCUGACGUCAUCAGUGCCGUUCAUGCAUUGCCUUGAA